CAUGUAUAUGCUCUAAAGCGUGUACAUGACUCAGUGAGUCACAAGUUACCUACGCGUACGGUAGGGUACACGGAGUCGCAGCGGGACAACCUACGUGUUCGUCAAUAAAGAGUGGGACUGUGCAGUAUGACUACCGUGCAACUGGAAAGCCUGUUUAGGGCAUGCGACAAGACUGGCACUGGGAGGAUCGGGCUGGACGAUUUCCGCGAGCUCUGCACGGAGUUCGAUAUCCUCGAAUCGGACUGUGUCGCUAUAUUCCAUGACCUCGACCACGACGGAGACGGCCAGGUGAGCCUCGAGGAUUUCGCGUGGGGGUUCCGCGAUUUUUUGCGGAGCCCCCAGGCACGCAAGGGCUCAGUGUUGGAGUACGAAAAUCUGAUGGUGAAGGGCAAGGCUGAGCCGGCGGCAGCACUAGAACUCGUUCAGCGGAGACACUCGGAGGCGCGGAACGCUUGGGCCAACCUAGUCGCCGGUGUGGGGGAGCCUGCUGUCAGAAAGUUCCUCAACCAAAGUGGCAGUAAGCUAGCUGACCUCUACCAGGAACUGAGGACGGUGGAAGGGACUCCUCAGCUGCUGGUGACAUUCGAAGGUGCCAUCAGCUCUCUCAUUGAUGACAUCAAAGUCCUUCACGAAGAGAACAGAAAGUUGGAAGACAUGUUAAAUAAAGAGCAUGAAAGACACAUAGGCCAACUGCGUACCUUGGAAGAGGAAAUGGAUUCACAAGUGGCUCGAGUAGAAGCUAAGGCAAGAGAGGAUGCCCGACAAAAAUUUGAAGGCGAGAAAAGGACUAUUGUGAAGAAGAUGGAAUCAGAAAUAAUGGAACUGCAAACUCAUUUAAGGCUGUUUAAAAAGGUGAAUAAUGUGCUGAGUGAGGGGAGAGACAAAAAUAAGUAUAAAGAAAAGGACUUCGAAGAAUCGGAAGAGGAAUUAAGGCAACUAAAACUGAUGUUGGCUGACAAGGAAGCCAACUUGGCUAUUCUUGGGGCAGAAAUGGGACAACUGCGAGCUGAGUAUGAAGAUAAAUGCAGCCAACUAAACAGCCAAAGUGUAGCUCUUAGCCAGUAUCAAAACCAGACAGACCAAAUCCACCACAAAUUACGAAUGUUACAGAGGGCAAAUAACAAACUGCAAGAUACAAAUGACAGUCUCUUGAUGAUCAUGGAUACUGGAGGUCGGUCGCCUUUGUGUUACAGCACUGCCUCUUCUGUGGAGUCCGAUGAGCACCUACGCAAGCCAAAGUGGGCAAUCAUGGAUCACAGAACACCCUCCCCUCACAGCAUGGUCGGGGAGAAUAACUACUAUAUAUGUGUUCCUGAGUAUACCAGUGAAUAUGAUGCAGCAGACAGUGGGCGAUCUACUCUUAGAGAACAACUGGAGUAUGAGCUGGAUAACCGCUGUUACAUAGAGCCCAGUCGUAACAGUGAUGGAGAGUACCAAAAUAUAAGUCUAGAAGAACAGAGUUGUUCAAACGGUGUGGUUAUUAGACAGCUUGACAGUUCUCUGAGCCAUAUCAGUGUCUUCAGUGACCUGGAACCUACCGGACCCCCAGACAGAACAUACAAGGUUGUCUUUGCUGGAGAUGCUGCUGUUGGGAAAAGCUGCUUUAUCCAUAGAUUCUGUAAGGGAGUCUUUGCUGUAAACCUGGGAUCUACUUUGGGAGUGGAUUUUCAAGUAAAAACAAUUAGGAUAGAUAUGAAGAAUAUUGCUUUGCAACUUUGGGAUACAGCAGGGCAGGAGCGAUUUCGAUCCAUGACUACGAAUUACUUUCGUAGGUCUGACGGAGUUAUCCUUGUUUACGACACAACAAAUGAGAGAUCGUUUUUGAAUGUUCGUCAUUGGAUGGAUUCCAUUGAGGGCUUAUCAACAAAAAAGAUACCAAUCUACAUUUGUGGCAAUAAGGUGGAUCUUCGUGACGAGGCAACAAUGAGGGGAAUCACCUGUGUCACCAGUGAGCAAGGGCUGAAGAUGGCUGAACAGAAUGGAGCAGCAUUCUAUGAGACCAGUUCUAAAACAGGCUACAAUAUAAUCAACACUCUUGUUGCAUUAUCCAGAGACAUGUUAACAGUGGAGGAUGAUGAAAUCAUGUCUUCAACCAUGCUCAUCAUAGACAAAAAACAAGAGCGAAGAUGCUGUUGAAGUUUGUGACGUACCACUUAAGGAAUAAAGACAUUUCAUUACUUUUUAUCUGUGUGCAUUACCAUGUGAUUAAAUAGAAUCUUAAGCAUUACAAAACCUAUUGAUGUUAUGUUAAUUUGUUUCAUGCCAUGAAUAUUAAGGAUGAUUUUUAGUAUUUAUUUUGUUAGUGAAUAUGUAUUAUUUAUUUCACCCUAGUGAUAACACUAUGCCCAUGCUUAAAAUUAAUUUUAAAUUAAAGAAUUUUAAUUUUUCAUUAGAAUUAAAAUUUAUACAAGUGUCAGUCAUAGGAAUGAGAUAUAAACAUCCCUUCCAGAGAACUUUUAACAACUCUAUGCUCUUUCAGUUAGCUGGACAGUUACAGUUCAGAUAUUAAAAGGUUCCUAGCUGUCAGAUGUAUGAGGUACAUAAAUCCUUAUUAAUUUGACUUUAUACAAUGCACAAAAAUGAUAAAACAACAUCAUGUCUCUUUACUUAAUUCAUAUUUAACAUGUCCAUAUAAUCAACAUGCCUUAGUACAGUUACACUACCUAAUGUUAGUGUAUUG
Messenger RNA from Homalodisca vitripennis (glassy-winged sharpshooter), 2680 nucleotides. Its product is annotated as ras and EF-hand domain-containing protein homolog. Gene Ontology annotation, molecular function: calcium ion binding; GTPase activity; GTP binding. The record is from RefSeq and is a predicted model, not a curated record. The transcript is spliced from 14 exons. Bases 127 to 2136 code for a protein of 669 amino acids. NCBI's taxonomy places the organism in Eukaryota, Metazoa, Arthropoda, Insecta, Hemiptera, Cicadellidae.